CAUUCUGCUACUCAAGUCAGCUGAACAAUGCAUUUUAUUUAUUUAUCGUAAAAACGAAAUUCUAAUCAGAAUCUUGGUCCCGUUGUUGUUUAUUCACUUCUUGAUAUUACAAAUGUAAAAUUCUUUAUUCAAAUUCACUUUGAGCGUGUUUGUGUGGUGCGUGCUCUGUGGAUUGGUACCAUUGUUUUUUUUUCUCGCAAGAAUUCGUUGAAAAAUGUUUGGAAGGCCGAGAUGUCGAGAGUGGACUCCACUUGCUACACAACAACUGCGGCUUCGAAGCUUGAUUCAGAUUGUGGGCUACAAUAUAAGGCCGCCUGAGUGGUGUACAUCUCCAUGCAGUUUCUAUUUAACUCUGCAUCACACCACAAUGUCAGCACCGUUUUAUACAAGCGAGAGGAUUUGCUCGCCACACCCAAAAUGGAAGGAAAUCGACUCAGAAUCAACGCAACGUAUGUCGUCAACGAACGUCGUCAUACGAAUUUGGUGUCAUAUCAUUCAUACUAACGAAGAAAGUAAUAAACUACCACAAGAUACCGUCAUUCAAACAUGGGGGGUCUAUUUCAGUGGUCUUAGAUAUAUCGGGGCGAAUCUAGCCUCGAAUUUCACUUCAGACUGCUUCAAAUGUAACACUUUAGUCCUACAAAUGCAUGGAGGAUACUUCUGCUCAUACAAAAGUCUAAAAUUAGAUGUGAUACCACCAGAAAACGAAAUAGAACACGGUUCAUUAUCUUCGGAUUCUUCUGAAAGGACCAAUCUUUCAAAAAUCAAUUUAGAUGCUAAACAUAUAUUGAGUAAUAAGCUAGGAAAAGAAUCGAGGUCCAUUUCUCCUAAUAAAUUUUCUAAGAAGGCUGAUAAAGAGUAUUCGAAAAGUCACAGUCCAAUAGAGAGGGGUUUUCAUCAAAAUUUUCCAACAUUAAGAACAUCAGCUAGCUUAAAUAUUGGACAAAGUCAAAGAGACUAUUACAGGCGAAGAGAAGAAGAUUCGGAACAAGGCAAAGGCGAUCCAAAGCCACCGAAUCAUAUAUACGAACAUUCGCCUGACAAUUUAGAUGUUAAAGAGUAUGCAAGCGUAAACUGUGAUAUUGCGUUUAAGAACGCGUCUAAAGAAGAUUUGUCUUGUAACAUAGACUUAAGUGAAACAGCAGAGAACUACGACUUGAGAAACGAAGCCGAUGGGGUUCCUAAGUAUAGAUAUUUGGCUCUGAACUUUCUCAAGUCUGAAAUAAGACCAAGUUAUAACGCGACGAAGUUGCAGAAGCUACAUUUGUUGCAAUAUUCUAUCAAGAAGAGACAAGAGGCUGUUCAGGAGAUCAAGGAGAGGAUUUAUAAGAAGUCUGCCUUAACCAACGAUGAUUGGCCGACUUUAGACGAAUAUUGUGACAUCAGACUAAAGUUUAAGAGUAGAUCUCAAAGGAAUUUAUUCUCUCCGGAUGAUAGUGAUAGCUUAAGUAAAGAUAAGUCUUCGUCACAAAGCGAUCUGAGUGUGAAGAAUGGAAAGAUUAAGGAGGACCGACCUGUCGUGUCCAAUGGACCGAGGUUGACCCUAAAAUUGAAUGAUCUCUUAUCUUUUAAGGCAAAACCUUCGCCCUUCCAGAGGGCAGAACACGUAAGGCUGACAAAACAACUGGAGAUUCUACGAUUCAAGCGGAUCAUACUAUCAGAUGAAAGAGAUAGCAAGCUCACAAACAUAAGGAAACUGAAAGAGAGGCACGCUAAACUGUUUGAAGAAAACCAGGAUGUCGGUGAGUGGACAGAACUGAUGCAGAACUACCACUCUCUAUCUCGUCGGAAUGAGAGUGUGAAAGAGACUCGCCAGGCUUGUGGAGCCAUACGCGAGCUGGCCGCGUCCUCGCACCAUGCGUUAUGUACGCAAAGAACUGAACUUCUUCGACAGUUACAUCAAAUAUUUUAUAUUGAACAGUAUUAUCACCAACAGAAAGACCAAACAACGUGGACUAUAUGCGGGGUUCCCUUACCAGUGUGUGGUGAUGAGAGUCCUCGAGGAACACCCCUCAGUGACUCAGUGGCCACUGGGUUUGUAGCCCAGGCCACUUGUUUGGCGGCCUCACUGUUAAACCAGCCACUGAGGUACAAAAUCACACUGUUGGGAUCAGCCAGCAAGAUAUUGGAUGUCACUCCUGAUUUACCUGAUCCGAACAUAGCACUGUUCCCCCGCGGCGGAGACACGACACUAUUCCGCUACGGUUUGUUCCUCCUCAACAAAUGCAUUGGACAACUUGUAGUUGGUCGAGGACUACCCUUAUCAGACAUACGGCCUACUCUCUCCAAUCUACAGCGAUUACUCACUACACCUGCUAGCAUGUCGGACACCACAAAGUUGUAUGGCCCGUACAGAUGGCUGGUGGAUAGCCAAUGCCCUCGUACUCAAUCUCUAAGGAGUCUUGUUGCUACGGAGAGGUGUAAAUAUAGACAGUUUAAUAGGUUUAAGGACGCCGUAGACGGCCAGUCUCCACAAUCGGCGAUGAACAAGAGACACAGGCAUUCACGCAGCGUGGGCAGUUACCAGGACGAUCAGGAGCUGCCAACAUUAGAAGACUCAACAACAUCAAUAAUGGGAAGCGAACCAAACAUAUACAACAUGAAACUAAAACAAGACGACAACAUAGACACACAAGGUCUAAAAUCCCAUAACUCAGAUUCCGAAAUACUGAGAUUUAACACCGAACAAAGCCAAUCAAAAGUCCUAUUUACAUUAGGCGGCGAAUCAACAAUCGACCUUAAUGGUAAACUAGUUCGAAUGUCGACUAAUAACCAGGAUGAAAUGGAUGAAAGUGUGAAGAAAAUUUGUUCAGAAAUCAGUGAUUUUUGUUCGACUGAAAGAGUUCAUGAAGGAUUAGAUAUCGCUAAGCACUUGAGUGAUGAUACUAUAAAUAUAGCUGAAUAUUUGGAGGCUAAAGGUACUGUGGAUGAUUGCGAUCCAACUUGCGCUGAAGUUAUCGUAAUACCUAGCGCGGAAGCCAUCUUGGACACGGGACAAGAGGUUAGAGAAAUUGAGGAAGAAAAAAAAUAAGAGUCGAAAUGCUGUUGAUUGAAAUUGAACCUUAUGAAGUAUGAGUCGUACUAAAUAAAUAUUUGUAUGUUGCAAGUUAUUACACUGCCAAUUUUAAGACAUAAUAUUGCAUGUUAAUCGUCAAAAGGGUGGUUGUUCUAACAGUUAUCGAGUUUUGCCAGGUAUAUAAGUAGUAUUGUAUUAGGGCUAUUCAAAUGUCACAUUCAUAAAUGUGAUCUACAUACAUCCAAGAUCGUCUUGUGGUUGAUAUGAUGGUGAGGAAUAAGGUUUUAAAUCACAUGAUAAACGCAAACCCACGUAGCUCAACUACAGAAAAUGCUAAUGUAAUACUUUGCCCAAUUUUGUUGCCUAUACUCAACGCAUUAAGGUCAAUAGUCGAAUGAAGUAUAAAAAUAUGGAAAAUCCAAAUUUAUAAAAGAAGUUACAAUUUCAACCAAUGGCUGCCUUGUAAAUAAUACUUUUUGUAUGUUCGUCGUAAUGAAAAUUAUUUAUAUAAACUUCAUAUUAUACUUAAUCCCUUGUAUUGUUAACGGAUGAAAUAAUAUAAAUAUUAAAUUAAAUAAAUACAUAAAUUAUUGUGUGAUUCUUGUUUCAUGUUUAUUUGUUAAUCUCAGAUUGUUUUGUUGAAAUAGGGAUGGGAUGGAGAGUUAUCGAUAGUUGAGGUUUAAGGGCAUCGCUAGAGGAUAAUUAAGGUUAUACUUGUGUACCUAAAAGUAUUCCUAUCGCUACAGUGAUCAUUAAAAUACAGAGAGACACAACUUCUACAAUUUCAGUGAAACAAUACAUUUUUCUUGUAACUCGUAUAUCGAGUUUGUGAUUUCGUUUGCAACAUUCAUCCUUUUAAUGCAUAUUGGAACACAAAGAAAUGUGAUUCACGUAAAAUGUAAUGAAGUUGCCACAUUAGUCAUAUUGUGCCGACUCUAUUUAACUCAGGUAAGGGACAAUAACAUUAAUAAAAUGUAAGUUCUUUUUCCAAUGAUGUUAUAGACGCCAAAAGAGGAUCUUUUGGCGUCUUCUGAGUAACUAUAACUUAUUAGUUAUUCUUAGUAACUGCUUCUCUGUUUAAUUUAAGAAUUUAAAUCGAUUUUCGAUAUGCUCACAAUAAAAGUUCAUCGAAAAAUGUAUCGAUUUUGACCGUUGGGCUACAUGGAGCAUUUCAUAGUUUAAAGAAAAUUCAUUAAAACUAACUAAUUAGAAAAUAAAAGCCGUACUAGUUGAGCCUUUUAUCAUGCUACGGGCACAAAUUUAGACUGACCAACUAAGGAAUUUGAGUAAGGAACUUAAUUUUUAGCUCAACUCUAAUGUCAAACCAAAACAUGAUGCUCAGUAAUGCCACUUAGACUAAAAUCAGUCAAA
Messenger RNA from Spodoptera litura, 4387 nucleotides. It is a transcript of the gene Uvrag, whose product is annotated as UV-resistance associated gene. Gene Ontology annotation, molecular function: SNARE binding. The record is from RefSeq and is a predicted model, not a curated record. Gene Ontology annotation, biological process: SNARE complex assembly. NCBI's taxonomy places the organism in Eukaryota, Metazoa, Arthropoda, Insecta, Lepidoptera, Noctuidae. Gene Ontology annotation, cellular component: lytic vacuole; endosome.